CGCAGAUGUGGCCACGCGCAGUCGGUUUUCACCAAUUGGCCACUUCGUACCUCGGAAAAGUCAGAUUAAAAAGAAAUCGGAAAACUCGGACUUAUUUUUCAAUAAGUGGACGGAGUGUUGAUAGACUGCCGGUUUGAAAAACGAUCAAAUGUCUCUAUGUCCGCCUCUGAGUCUCUAAGUCGGCUUGCACGGAGUGAAUCUCUGUGAGGAGUUCCUGUCGCUCAUGUGCUGCUGUUUCAGUGUUUGGAGGAUGCAACGUUCCCAACGUUGCACGGUCGGGGGGAGUGGCUAUGACGGGAAAAUUGCCGGGCUGUACGAUCUGGAAGCGACUCUAGGCCGCGGGCACUUUGCCGUUGUCAAGCUGGCUCGGCAUGUAUUCACUGGGGAAAAAGUCGCUGUGAAAGUCAUUGACAAGUGUAAACUGGACGGCGUAUCCAGGGCACACUUGUUUCAAGAAGUGAGAUGCAUGAAAUUAGUGCAGCAUCCUAAUGUCGUGAGGCUGUACGAAGUGAUAGACACACAGACGAAGCUUUAUCUCGUACUCGAGCUGGCUGACGGAGGUGACCUUUACGAUUACAUAAUGAGACAUGAGUCUGGAUUAUCGGAGCCUCUUGCCAGGGAGUAUUUUGGGCAGAUUGUCCGAGCCAUUUCGUACUGCCACCGCCUCCACGUGGUCCACAGAGAUCUCAAACCGGAGAACGUUGUCUUUUUUGAGAAGGACGGUGUCGUCAAACUGACAGAUUUCGGUUUUAGCAACAAGUUUUGCCCGGGUCAGAAACUAGAGACUUCUUGUGGAUCUUUGGCUUAUUCAGCUCCGGAGAUUUUACUAGGAGAUUCAUACGACGCUCCCGCUGUUGAUGUAUGGUCCCUUGGAGUGAUACUAUACAUGCUAGUUUGUGGACAAGCUCCUUUUCAAGAGGUUAAUGAUAGCGAAACGCUUACUAUGAUUAUGGAUUGUAAAUAUACAGUGCCCAACCAUGUAUCACCACAAUGCAAAAGACUGAUAGGAAGAAUGUUAGUGAGACAGCCUGACAAAAGAGCAACGCUUGAUGAAAUUGCAUCCGAUCCCUGGGUGUCGUUGGAUACGCUUUCCAGUUUGGCAAUGCCACUCAUAUCAAGCCGAAUGCUGAGCGAGGCCGACCAUGCGACAGUCGUACAAAAAAUGGUGAAUGGCAACAUUUGUACAAAAGAAGAGAUAAUAGAUUCAUUAGAAAAAAACGAUUACAAUUACAUAACUGCUACUUACUAUUUAUUAGCAGAAAGAAAAUUGAGAGCUCUAGAUCCAAAACCAGCCACAAAAAUAAUUCCAAAAGCUGCUCCUGUCGUGAGGGUAGAUUCUUGUGCUGAAAAUGAAUUUUCUCCUGUACCUAUGUCAAACAUUAUAAAUUCGAGGGCCGAGAUAGCUCCAAGGACGAGGAAAUGCUCGAUAGUCAAUGAAGACGAUGAAGAGGAGAGCAGCAGUUCAAGAGAGAGUGGAGGUCUCAACAGAAGAGGGUCAAGGAGUGAAGGCAAACUUCAUCUUGCGGUACAGGAGAUACGCAGACAAGCGGUUCAAAUCAAUUCGAUCACCGAGGCUUCAACUGCGCCCGGACCCCUCCAUCCAAACACGUCACACCACACACCUGUCAGAUCGGUCAAAACCUUGCCCACACCAAUCGGGCCGAUCGGUUCGUCCCCCUUGGGGAUCAACAGUGGCAUCUCGAGAUACGAAAGAAGGGGAAAACUACGAAAAGGCAGCACAGCUUCGUGUAGUUCAUCCGAUGCGAGUGACGAAGAUUCUGAGGGAAGGAACAAACGGAAAGGAAGUACUAAGUCUAUAGGAAGAGGAAGAGGCCCUCAAGAUCCAGGUGCAGGAGCAGGAGGUACUGGCAGUGCUCCUCCAUCAGGAGGUGAAAGUACGCCCGGGGAUCAAAAUGGGACAAACCACAGUCCAUCCAACAGAGGGCGAGGGAACCAGGGGGAUUGUCCUACUGGGGGUUCAGUCGGACGUAGACGCUGUGAAACGAGGUUGAGAGAGAGUCAAUCCUUAAACAGAAUCACAGAGGUGCAGGAGAUUGAACCGACCUCACCUAAAGAGCCCGAAUCAAAUAAAGACAACAAGCCACUGCUUAAAACUGUUUCAGAAUCAAAAUCAUCAAGUCCUGUAAACAAUGGAGGGGGAAAACGAAACGUUCUUAUGGGCAAAUAUCUAAUGCUGCAGCGUAAACUCUGCCUCCCGUUGUUGGGCGGCUCCUCGAAGAGCAAACAAUGCAAGGACGACGUGAACCAAAAUCACAAGCACUGUUCAGUCGGCAGAGUCCACCCGGCGCAAAAGUGCUACUCCCUCUGCUGACCCGAAAUCCCUCCGGUGCAUGACAGUCACCUCGCUAGUCCCCCGACAAAACAAAACAGUCCUAGUCAUAAAGUAACGACAGAACAAAGUGAAAUAUCAAAAAACAACUUAGAACAUCACAAGCUUUAGUCUUAUUGCCAGUCCUUUUCUUUUUAUUGGUUUAUUUAUUGAGGGGAAGGAUGGAGAAUUUGAAGGCUGUGAAUCUUAAAUUGUACACGCGAGACCUUUUGGAUUCUCUUUUUUCAUAUGGUCAGUUUUGGUUUAAUACCAUACCAUCAUUAUUUUAAAUAACAGUUGAAUCUCUUUUUUUUUAUUAUUAUUAUUUAUUUUAUUUAGCCUCUUUCAAUGAAAAUAAAAUACAAAAAAAGGUAACAUAAAACAGGGUUUUUCUCCUUGUAUUCUCAUCAGAGCUUAAACUAUAAAAUUUAAAAAAAAAAAAAAAAACUCAGAUUAUUAGGAGGUUGUAAAAAAAUCCUGUAUUGUGCCAAAAAGAAAACAAUUUAAAACUAGGUAAUUUCAAAUAAAAAAGUUGAUUGUUUUGUACCUUUUUCUAGCAAAGUAAGUGUUUCUAUAUACAUAUGCAUGAAGAAAUAAAUAUAUAAAUUACUAAUAAUAUAAAACAAAUUAAUAAUAAUGAUAAUAACGUAUAUGAUAAGGACAAAAUGUACCCAAAAAGUGUUUAACAUUAACAAACUGAAGUAUUUUUAAUUGACAAAACAUUGUAGGAAAUAAUUUGUUUGUUGAACCAAAUAAUAGUUAAUGCAUUUUGUUCACGUCACAUCAGAUUUUGGGCGUAGGGUAGUGAGUGCUAGAUUUGAUUGAUUGUACCUUUGAUUUUUUUUUUUUUUUUUUUUUUCAUUCCGUCUUAAUUCGCACACGAACAAACGCAACACCCACACACACACACACACACACACACACACACACACACACACACACACACACAAGAUGACAAUGUAUUUCACUCAAAAUACGCACAGUACGUUAUUUUCAAAAAAAAAAAAUUCUUAUUCUUGAAGGACAUCCAUUGUUGUGGAAAAUUCUAUUUUUGUUGGUGGAUGUUUUAAAUUUAAAAUUAAAAUAUAUUUUUUUUCCUUUCACAUUUAUAUACAUUUACAGUGCUCGCUCAGUAAUCUGAACUAUUGAUAGGGGAUUAUUCGAAUUAUUGAAAAAUUCGGAUUAAAGAGGGUGUUAAAAAAAUACAUACAUAUGUAACAAAAAAUUUAACACUGUUGUUAUAUUAUAUUAAUCAACACACUAUUAUUAUUGCAUACAAAAUGUUAGACCUAUUAUAAUAUAGAAUAUAUCUGUACCAACAAUUUUUCUUUAAAACAUCAGUUUAAAAAAAUUAAUAUUUUCUUUGUUGUUUUUUCUCUCAUUUUUAAGCAGUAGGUAUUUUAACUUAAGAAAAAUGUAGACUUAUUUAACAUUUGAUUUUUUAGUUGUGAAGGAAAGUGAGGGAGUGACGGGACAAAAGAAAUUCUCGAAGGUUCGUAUAGUCUAAGCUGGUCGUGGUCUUUUGUAUGACUCUCCCUCUUACUCACUCACUCUCUUUCAUUCUCUCUCUCUCACUCUCUCCCUUUCUCCUCUCUACCUCUGACCCCUUUCCCCUCCCAAAUAAUAUUUUAUUUGUUUCCGUUAAAAUUCUCACUUCUUGUAUUUUUCCCCCAGUUCAUAUUACUGGAAUGUGCCAAAGUUCAAAUUAGGGAGAGAGCACUGUAUUUAUAAUUUGCUCAUAUCUACAAUUUUAACAAACUUGUCAAUAAUUAGAUCUCUAAUCCUUUUAUAAUUUGUUUGUAAUUUUAGAAUCAAGUGAGCAAAACUAAUAAUAAUAAUAAAAAAAU
This is a messenger RNA of Cimex lectularius (bed bug), 4176 nucleotides long. RefSeq names its product SNF-related serine/threonine-protein kinase (gene Snrk). The record is from RefSeq and is a predicted model, not a curated record. Gene Ontology annotation, cellular component: cytoplasm. Gene Ontology annotation, molecular function: tau-protein kinase activity; protein serine/threonine kinase activity; ATP binding. The transcript is spliced from 11 exons. Gene Ontology annotation, biological process: microtubule cytoskeleton organization; protein phosphorylation; intracellular signal transduction. Bases 224 to 2332 code for a protein of 702 amino acids. NCBI's taxonomy places the organism in Eukaryota, Metazoa, Arthropoda, Insecta, Hemiptera, Cimicidae.